AUGGAACAUCGUAGAAGUAGGCAAGGGCGUACAUCAGGUGUAUAUGAGGAGCUGGGCGAUGGGAAUCAUAUCGGGGUGGAUCAGGCGUCUUCGACCACAUCAGUUGGUAUUAGUAAGGUGGCCUCCAAAAACGGGGUUUUGGAAAGAUAUUUUGUUUUGAAACGAUCAAACUGGUGGAAAAGAAUCAUUUUAAAAUUGUGGAAUGGUCCAGAAGAGCCUAUAGACGAAGGUAUACUUAUGCACCGAAGAUGGCGACUCCUCCGUGCAAUAGAUGAUUUCCCGUCUUUGUUUAGGAGCAGGUUUCCCAGCAGAACCUCCAGACUGGUAAUAUUCCUAACGUACUGUGUCAUUUGGUUCUUAGCAUUCUUUUUCUUACUAUACCCAACUUUCAUAAAAUUGCCAUAUUAUAUGAACACGGAUGGUGAAAAGGAGAAGGUAAUUACUCUAGCCUGUCAUGAGACUUGGCACUGGAGAGGGAAAAAUAGCUUGUGCGGAUUGGACGCUGAAAAAUGCAUACCAUUUGAUGAUGAAGAUGUAAUAAUUAGAUGCCCUGCCCUCUGUGAUCGUAAUGGUUGGACGUAUUCUGCAAUGACAGUCGGUGCAGAUAGGGUGAAAUAUAAAGGUUAUGUGAUUGGUGGGGGUAGAACUGAAAGCCAAGGUCCGAACGAAUACACACUUCCAUAUAGAGCAGACUCGUAUCCAUGUGCAAGCGGCAUUCAUGCAGGUAUAAUAUCCCCAAUUACAGGGGGUUGUAUGAGACUUUCAAUGAGCGGCGCCCAGACCAACUUCCCAUCUACAGAUGGACACUAUGGCUUUGGCUUUUCAGUUAAUUUUGAUUCAUUCUUUCCUUCCUCCUAUAAGCUAAAAGAAGCAGACGGUUAUACUUAUGGAUGUAAUGAUCCCAGAUUGCACGUAACGAUUGUAAACUUUUUCCUGGGCCUGCCUAUAUUCUACCUGUACGAAACAAUAAUAGGAUAUUGGACUAUAUGUAUCGUCGGUUAUUGGACUUUAGUAUUAGCUAUGGCCCCACCAUUUCAAAUCGAACCAUAUAAUCGACUCUCGAUAAACGAAUUGUGGAGUACAGGGUUUGGUCGGUUGCUACCUCUUUGUUUCGUACUCUACGUCUUUUGGCAUAUAGCAAUAAGAAAGCUAGCAAAUGGGUCACCAUUAGCUAAAGUUUUAUUAUGGUACCCACUAUUUUGGGUUGGAAUCUUGAACAAUGUUACAUUUGACCGCCUGCCUAUAGACCGCCUGACUGCAAGUGAUCUCAAAGAGCAGCCAGGCUCCAUAGUUGGCUUAGCGAUCAUUGCAUCGAUAAUAUUGGUGUGCACUAUCAUACAAAUGCGCGCCCUAUGGAAAGCCGGUAUACUUGCAAGGUAUAUCAAACUAUAUGCUGGUUUGACGGUCCUAUUCUGCGUUGUUGGGAAUAUGCCUGGCCUGAAUUUAAGAUUACACCACUACAUCAUAGGCAUACUGCUAAUCCCUGCUUGCUCGACAAAAGGCUUCUCCGCAUAUGCAUUCCAAGGUAUUUUAGUCGGUAUCUUUAUAUCAGGCAUCGCGACAUGGGGUUUCGAUUCUAUCUUGGAAACUAACUAUUCAAUUUUGAGGGGGGAAGCUGGUAUUUUACCGGCACCGCCAAAAUUUCACUUCGACUCCAACUUCCCCCAUCAAAUAUCCUGGAACUUCACCAAUACCACCUCAGAAUAUGAGAACCGUCAAAAUCCACUAGAUGGCAUUUCUUUAUUAAUCAACGAUGUAGAAACAUACGUGGGUCACAAUCGCACCAUUGAUCUAGAUGUUCUGUUGCGAAAAAACUUGCAAUUCUCUCAGUUAAUAAAUACGGCAACAGAAAUUGCACAUGGCAAUAAUCAAAACAACACUGUCAAACUAUAUAUGCGAAUUGCUAGGGGCUCAACGAAAAUCUCUGCAUAUCGUGGAGACUACUCCUCGGCUGGCAUUUUAGAAUGGCCUCAAGGUAUUUGGAAAGGUCCGGAAAGCGAUAUCGUACGAACAUGA
This is a messenger RNA of Eremothecium cymbalariae DBVPG#7215, 2016 nucleotides long. RefSeq lists its product as uncharacterized. Lineage: Eukaryota; Fungi; Ascomycota; Saccharomycetes; Saccharomycetales; Saccharomycetaceae. The coding region runs from base 1 to 2016 and encodes 671 amino acids. The record is from RefSeq and is a predicted model, not a curated record. The transcript has a single exon.